GCGCCAUGUGGGGCGGCCGCAGCUCCUUCACCAGCCUGGUGGUGGGCGUGUUCGUGGUCUACGUGCUGCACACCUGCUGGGUCAUGUACGGCAUCGUCCACACGCGCCCGUGCGCCGGCGCCGCGCCCUGCAUCCGGCCCUACCUGGCGCGCAGGCCCAAGCUGCAGCUGAGCGUGUACACCGCCACGCGGGCCAGCCUCGGCGGCGAGAGCAGCGUGGAUCUGGUCCUGAACGUGGAGGACUUCGACGUGGAGACCAAGUUUGAGCGGACGGUCAACGUUUCCGUGCCCAAGAAGACAAGAAACAACGGGACGCUGUAUGCCUACAUCUUCCUCCACCACGCCGGUCUCCUGCCAUGGCAUGAUGGGAAGCAGGUGCACCUGGUGAGCCCGCUGACAACCUACAUGGUCCCCAAGCCGGAGGAGGUCAACCUGCUCACUGGAGAGGCCGACACCCAGCAGCAGGGUGAAGCCGAGGAGGGGCCGGCCAGUGCGCUGGACGAGCCCGUCUCUCACUGGAGACCGAAGCUGACCCUGAACGUGAUGGUGGAUGACUUUGUCUUCGAUGGGUCCUCCCUGCCGGCCGACGUGCAUCGGUACAUGAAGAUGGUCCAGCUGGGCAAGACCGUGCACUACCUGCCCAUCCUGUUCAUCGACCAGCUCAGCAGUCGGGUCAAGGACCUCAUGGUCAUCAACCGCUCCACCACCGAGCUGCCGCUGACCGUGUCCUACGACAAGAUCUCCCUGGGGCGGCUGCGCUUCUGGAUCCACAUGCAGGACGCCGUGUACUCGCUGCAGCAGUUCGGCUUUUCAGAGAAAGAUGCCGACGAGGUCAAAGGGAUUUUUGUUGACACCAACUUGUACUUCUUGGCGUUGACUUUCUUCGUCGCCGCAUUCCACCUUUUGUUCGAUUUCCUGGCAUUUAAAAAUGACAUCAGCUUCUGGAAGAAGAAGAAGAGCAUGAUGGGAAUGUCCACCAAGGCAGUGCUCUGGCGCUGCUUCAGCACCGUCGUCAUCUUCCUGUUCCUGUUGGACGAGCAGACGAGCCUGCUGGUGCUGGUCCCGGCGGGCGUCGGGGCCGCCAUCGAGCUGUGGAAAGUGAAAAAGGCCUUGAAGAUGACCGUGCGGUGGAGGGGCCUGUGGCCUGAGCUACAGUUCGGCGCCUCCAGUGAGUCCGAGCGGAGGACGGAGGAGUACGACGCGCAGGCCAUGAAGCACCUGUCCUACCUGCUCUACCCGCUGUGCGUCGGGGGCGCCGUGUACUCGCUGUGGAACGUCAAGUACAAGAGCUGGUACUCGUGGCUGAUCAACAGCUUCGUCAACGGGGUCUACGCCUUCGGCUUCCUCUUCAUGCUGCCCCAGCUCUUCGUGAACUACAAGAUGAAGUCGGUGGCACACCUGCCCUGGAAGGCCUUCACCUACAAGGCCUUCAACACCUUCAUCGACGACGUCUUCGCCUUCAUCAUCACCAUGCCCACCUCCCACCGGCUGGCCUGCUUCCGCGACGACGUGGUCUUCCUGGUCUACCUCUACCAGCGCUGGCUGUACCCCGUGGAUAAGAGCAGGGUGAAUGAAUACGGGGAGUCCUACGAGGAGGCGCCGCAGCGGAGGCCCCACGCAGACUGAGCCGCGGCUGCCCGGGCCUGCCUGGACACUCGGGGGCGUCUCCCGGACAUUGCUCCCGGACAUUGCUCGCGUUGCCAAAUCUCCGGCUCUCCCGGCCGAGCCCACGCGGUGUGGGGGAGCCACCCCCUCCAAGGGCUGCCGGCCGCUCGGGAAACCCGCCCAAGGGUUCUGGGGUCACACCGCUCUCCUUCCUCUGGGAUUCAAUCCUGUAAAGCUCCGCGUAUGUUUCUAUUUUAAAAUAAACCCCUGGCUGUGA
Molecule: messenger RNA, 1881 nt
Organism: Talpa occidentalis (Iberian mole)
Lineage: Eukaryota; Metazoa; Chordata; Mammalia; Eulipotyphla; Talpidae
Gene: CLPTM1L
Product: CLPTM1 like
Exons: 17
Coding region: 6-1625 (539 amino acids)
Cellular component (GO): membrane; endomembrane system
Source: RefSeq, a predicted model, not a curated record